Euleptes europaea (tarantolino) is the source of this 1809-nucleotide messenger RNA. Its product is annotated as zinc finger protein 436-like. Gene Ontology annotation, cellular component: nucleus. The coding region runs from base 1 to 1809 and encodes 602 amino acids. Lineage: Eukaryota; Metazoa; Chordata; Lepidosauria; Squamata; Sphaerodactylidae. The record is from RefSeq and is a predicted model, not a curated record. Gene Ontology annotation, molecular function: DNA-binding transcription factor activity, RNA polymerase II-specific; RNA polymerase II cis-regulatory region sequence-specific DNA binding. Gene Ontology annotation, biological process: central nervous system development; regulation of transcription by RNA polymerase II. The transcript has 5 exons.
AUGAGAGACGUGGGGGACGAUUCUGAGGCCCUUUGGGACGCUGCCAUGGAGCACAGAGUGAAGGUGGGCAAGCAAGACUCAGUGGGUCCUGAAUCCGACAACCGUGAGAGACGUGGGGGAUUCUGGGAAGGAACCCUGCUGCCGACUGAAGAAGCCCUCAGCUCAGAUCUACAGCACUGGCAGUUCAGGCAGCUCCGUUACCAUGAGGCCGAGGGGCCCCGGGAGGUCUGCAGCCGACUCCAUGCUCUUUGCUGUCGGUGGCUGAAGCCAGAAAGUGACCCACAGGAGGAACUUUGUCCCGGGUCGCCCUCCCGCCCGGGCUCCCGGGACUGCCCGGGAGCCCCAGUCCCAGCCACCAUCGACGGGAGGGGGGAGAAAGACCCCCGGAAACCCCACUUACCGGGGAAGGAGCCAGGAGGCGCGACAGACAGAGGCCAACCCGAUCCUCUUCCGCGCACCCCGGCGAACGGACUGGAGGCCCACGUGACCGACAACGGCCCCGCUCGUCAGCUGGUACAGGAGGCGCCUUUGGACACUGAAAAGAACCUGCCUUUGAGGGAGAUGGUAGUGAAGUAUGACCAAGAUGCCACCUCACUGGGAAAGAAGCACAACUUCAUCUCUGAGGAGAAAAUAUUUUCUCGCUGCCUGCAGGUUCCGGUGUCCUUUGAGGAGGUGGUGGUGUGCUUCACCGAGGAGGAGUGGGCACUGCUAGAUCGAGGCCAAAGGGCCCUGUAUGGGGAAGUGAUGGAGGAGAAUUAUGAGACGGUGGCCUCUCUGGGUUUGGGGUGGAGGAGUGAGAAUGAGGGAGACCCAUUCACAGGUGGCCCAUCUGAAGAGGAGGAAGAGCAGAAAAGAGAAAACAAUGAAAGGAGAAGGAGCAAUUUUUCUGCUUCUCAGGGUGGUGAGAUCCAUGAAGCCCUAAUUCAAGAGCAAGUAGACCUAGGAAAGGGCCAGAUUCAGUGUCCCGUGUGUGGAAAAUGCUUCAACAUUCAAUCCAAAUUUAAUAGGCACUGGACGGUUCACACCGGGGAAAAACCAUUCACAUGCUCAGAGUGUGGGAAGAGCUUCCGUCAGAAGGACAAACUGACUACGCAUCAGCGAAUCCACACAGGAGAGAAACCGUACCUGUGCAUGCAGUGUGGGAGGGGCUUCAGUUCCAACUCACACCUUACACUACAUAAAAGGAUUCACACAGGGGAGAAACCAUAUAAAUGCCCACAGUGUGGAAAGAAUUUCAGCAUUCGUUCACACCUUCGACGACAUCAAAGAAUCCACACCGGGGAGAAACCAUAUGAAUGCCCUGAGUGCGGCAGGGGCUUUGUGAAUAAUCCUGAUCUUACAAGACACCAAAGGCUCCACACAGGAGAGAGACCUUUUAAAUGUGCUGAGUGUGGGAAACGGUUCAAUCAGAAGGAUGAAUUGACCAUACAUCAGAGAAUCCACACAGGGGAAAAACCUUUCAUUUGCUCAGUGUGUGGAAAGCGGUUCCGUGCAAAGAGUUCACUUUCUAAACACCAGCAGAUUCACACUGGGGAGAAGCCCUUCAAAUGCUCCGAAUGUGGAAAGAGCUUCCUUAAUAACAGAGGCCUUAUGAGGCAUCAGAGAAGCCACACCGGGGAGAAGCCUUUUACGUGUUUGGAGUGCAAUAAGAGCUUUUCUGAAAACUCAACCUUAAGGAAACACUUGAGAAUCCACAGUGGUGAGAAACCUUUUACGUGUUCGAAGUGUAGCAAGAGCUUUUGUGAUAACUCAGCCUUAAACAAACAUUUGAGGAUUCAUACAGGGGAGAAGACAUAUCCGGGUUUGUGA